UUCAUUUCUACCCUAGUGAGCUGGGAAAUUCCAGGGGGAGGUCUGCUGUUUCUUGGACGUUUUCUGGGAAAGAACAUGGGAUUUGGGAAAACCCUCUGCAGUUUAUAAAAAGGACAAUGGAUCCCACUAGUUCUUCACUUUUCACUUUCACUUCACGGCCUCUUGACUCCUCACCUCCCCAUCUUCUCACCUCUCGCUAAUUACAUUCACGAUGGCCUUCGCACCAAAAGCCUGCAGUCUUUUCCUGGUGGUUUUGCUGGGAGUUUGUAUACAGCUCAACGGAGCUCAACACGUUCCAGGUGCCAGAUGCAAAUGCCCAGGAACCAUUAUGCACACUCAGGAAAUCAUUGAUGACUUUGAAAUCAUCGAAAAGACCCACUACUGUGACACUACUGAAAUCAUUGUUACACUGGCAGAAGAUGGAGCCAGAAGGUGCCUGAACCCUGUUGGAAGAAAGGCCAAGUUUUUCGUCAACUGCUGGAACAGAAUAAACAAGGACGACAAGCAAAAGAGGAGGUGUCUUAAGAGAAAAGCAGAGUGAACCUAACGGAGGAGGGGAGAAGGAGCAUGGAAAACCCAACAGCUGGAUUUCCCUGAAGUCAUGUGACCAAUCACACACAAGAAGAAUGUUGGGGGCUGACACUGCACUUUAGAGAGAGAGAGAGAGAGAGAGAAAGAGAGAAAGAAAGAAAGAAUGAGAGAGAGAGAGAGAGAGAGAGAGAGAGAGAAAGAGAGAAAGAAAGAAAGAAUGAGAGAGAGAGAGAGAGAGAGAGAGAGAGAGAGAAAGAAAGAGAGAGAGAAAGAAAGAAAAAAAGAAUGAGAGAGAGCGAGAGAGAGAGAGAAAGAGAGAAAGAAAGAAAGAAAGGAAGAAUGAGAGAGAGAGAAGAGGGACUUUCUAUUUCAUCACUUUCCUUUGUGAUUAUGGGUUACAGAACUGUAUACAACUACAAGUAUACAACACUAAUUGUGAGACAUUUAAAGAUAUCAUAUGUAAAACUCUUUAUUUAUUAUUCUAUUUGAUAUUUAAAUAAGUGUAUAUUAAUGAACAGAUAAAUAUGAUUUUGAUACAACUGAAAUAAAAAUAUAAUAACUUAAA
Molecule: messenger RNA, 1096 nt
Organism: Oncorhynchus kisutch (coho salmon)
Lineage: Eukaryota; Metazoa; Chordata; Actinopteri; Salmoniformes; Salmonidae
Product: C-X-C motif chemokine 11-like
Exons: 4
Coding region: 212-541 (109 amino acids)
Biological process (GO): immune response
Cellular component (GO): extracellular region
Molecular function (GO): chemokine activity
Source: RefSeq, a predicted model, not a curated record